GAAUACCACUAAUUCGCAAACGGAUAAAUUGGGCAUUUGUCAUCUGCUUACCUUGGAUACAGUAUCCAAUGUUAAAAAUGAAAGUGAAACUAGGAUUUAUGGUUUUAAAGUCAAUUCAUGUCAUCCCGGUGUCUUAGACCAAGCCUACUUGAAUAAAUUAGGGCGGCGUAUUCUAGAAAGGUUAAUUGAUAUUGAAUAUAAAGCUGGAAUGUUACGAUCAGAGAUAGUUGAUAAGUAUCAGCUGGCCAAAAAUUCCGAGUUAUUGAAUGUUAUAAGUGAUCAUGGCUGUGUAUCGAAGUUUCCACUAGACAGCGAGAUUACCGCUGAAAAUCGAACCCAGGAAAUAUAUGAGUUUCUAGUCAAAAUCUACGCCCUUCUCGACAUGACGAGUAUAGAAUUCGAAGACGCUCUAAAUGUUGCCCCUCCCUCCUUUUCCAUACCAUUUAAGUAUGUAAAUGGAGAGAUUAAAAAGUUACAGAAGCAGAUUAUGAAAGUAAUUUGUAAUACAGAUUUACUUUUGAGAAGCGUGGGUGUGGUAAGGCGGGAUUUUCCAAUAUACUCAAAAAGAGAGGAGAGUAGCAUAUUUAAUUCAAGGUUAACUUUUCAGAUGAAUUUAUACGCAAAUAUGAAUAGAAUACGUGAUAUGUUGGAGCAAGUAAAAGUAGAAGCAAAGCUGACCUUGCCGUCACUUAUAUUUUAAUUUUCAAUCUUGGAGUUGAUUAAAAGGUAUUUUUGGUUUUGAUACAGAUGUUGAUUUAACCUAUUUUGAAUUUUAUCCAUUUUGAUAUAGUGAUAUUUAGAUUUUUUUUUUA
This is a messenger RNA of Saccostrea echinata, 812 nucleotides long. RefSeq lists its product as uncharacterized. The transcript is spliced from 3 exons. The record is from RefSeq and is a predicted model, not a curated record. Bases 209 to 700 code for a protein of 163 amino acids. Lineage: Eukaryota; Metazoa; Mollusca; Bivalvia; Ostreida; Ostreidae.